Nicotiana attenuata is the source of this 1267-nucleotide messenger RNA. Its product is annotated as UDP-N-acetylglucosamine transferase subunit ALG14 homolog. Gene Ontology annotation, cellular component: UDP-N-acetylglucosamine transferase complex. The transcript has 6 exons. The coding region runs from base 278 to 985 and encodes 235 amino acids. Gene Ontology annotation, biological process: dolichol-linked oligosaccharide biosynthetic process. NCBI's taxonomy places the organism in Eukaryota, Viridiplantae, Streptophyta, Magnoliopsida, Solanales, Solanaceae. The record is from RefSeq and is a predicted model, not a curated record.
AAAUUCAAGUCGAAAAAAGAAAUCCCUAAAUUCAAGAAGAAGAAAAAACUAAAUCCCUAAAUUAACCAAACAAAAAAUGCUUUUGGCUUUUCUCCUUAUUCCGCCAUUGAAGCCAAACCCAAAACCCCAAAAAUUUUGGGUUCUUCCAAAUUCACUCUGCCAUUGAAAGAUCCUAAGGUUGAGAUUUACUCUGGCUGUGCUUGCUGCUGAAAAGAUUUUGAUGAUCAGAAAGAUUGAUUGAUUGUAAAUUAGGAAAUAUUCUUUUAAUAUUUUUGAAAUGGAGAAAGGGAGUUAUUGCCUCUCUGCCAUGUCAGCGUCAAAUCUCGUACUUCUCUUCACCAUUGGCGUGGUCACAAUAGUUAUGAUUCGAAUUAUGUAUAUUGUAUAUCGGAGAAGCAAACCGCUCAAUCCAAAAUCACCACAACCUCUCAGUACCCUUAUUGUUUUGGGUUCAGGUGGUCACACAGCAGAAAUGCUAAAUUUAUUAAAUGUGCUUCAAAUGGAAAGGUUUAAGCCAAGAUUUUAUAUAGCUGCUGCUACAGAUAAUAUGAGUCUCCAAAAGGCACGCGUAUAUGAGGAUUCCUUGCUUGAUAAGGCAGGAGUAGAUGCAGUAGGAAGGGCUGAAUUCAUGCAGAUAUAUCGGAGUCGAGAAGUUGGUCAAUCAUAUAUUACCUCCAUUGGGACAACAUUGAUUGCUAUUGCACAUGCGUUGUGGUUGAUGAUCAAGAUCAGACCCAAAGUGAUCUUGUGCAAUGGCCCAGGAACGUGUGUUCCACUAUGUGUAAUUGCCUUCUUUUUUAAGCUUCAGGUCUUGGGAAUAAGGUGGUCGUCUGUUUUCUAUGUGGAGAGCAUUGCAAGAGUCAGGAAACUCUCUCUGAGUGGUUUGCUUCUUUACAAGCUACACAUGGUUGAUCAGUUAUUUGUCCAAUGGCCAAAAUUGAAAGAGAAAUAUCCUCGAGCUCAUUAUGUGGGUUGUCUUAUGUAAAUAGAGUAGUUUUCAAGGUACGUCUCAUAGUUGACCUCCUUCGAUGCUCUUGGAGGAACUUAAUAGACUUGGUUUUCGUAACGGAUGCCCUCCUUCUUCUCUUAGAUAGUAAUUUUGCUGUCUUCGUGAGGUAAAAGUUGAUAAUUAGAAGUUAUAUUCACUAACUUGAAUAUACUUGUCACAUAUAAUUUAAAAGAUCAGCAGGAUUUUUUUGCUAUCGAAGUUGGUAUUUCCUUUUAAGAAUGUUUUAGAGAACAGUAACAAGGUAGUUGAGUUGAUGAG